This is a messenger RNA of Erpetoichthys calabaricus (reedfish), 1664 nucleotides long. RefSeq names its product OXA1L mitochondrial inner membrane protein (gene oxa1l). Lineage: Eukaryota; Metazoa; Chordata; Cladistia; Polypteriformes; Polypteridae. Gene Ontology annotation, molecular function: membrane insertase activity. Gene Ontology annotation, biological process: protein insertion into mitochondrial inner membrane from matrix; mitochondrial respiratory chain complex IV assembly. The record is from RefSeq and is a predicted model, not a curated record. The transcript is spliced from 10 exons. Bases 40 to 1368 code for a protein of 442 amino acids. Gene Ontology annotation, cellular component: mitochondrial inner membrane.
UGUUGCCGUAGCUUGUAACCUCGGCAUGACCUUUUCAAGAUGGCGGCGCUCAGAGGAAGGACGAAUUGGAGCGCCUUAUGCCGAUAUAUUUGUGGGAAUAAAGAAAACUCUGUAUUAUUUUUCUUUAAAGAUGGUCAUGCCAAGAUUUCUCACCGGCAGCUGUCAUGGAUUCACUCUCAACACGGUAGAUCUAGUACGCAUUUGAUCAGAACUGACUUCAUGAAAUGUCACCAUGGCCCUCGUGUUUUGGUAUCUUCAAUGGCUGUACGCCACAGCAGCUCCCAGGUGCCAGUCGAAGGGCUGCCAAAAUCUGAUGUUCCUGUACUUGAACAACUUGUAGAGACAGCACCAACUCUUCUGGACACAGUAGCAGGCACAGAAACUAGUCUGGUAGAGCUAGGCCUGGGAGCGUAUACUCCUGUGGGGCUUAUCCAGAACCUCUUAGAAUUUCUUCAUGUAGGUGUUGGGCUACCCUGGUGGGGGGCCAUUGUGUUUGGUACUGUUACAGCCAGAUGCUUGAUCUUUCCACUCAUUGUGAAGGGCCAGCGAGAGGCUAUAAAACUGAAUAACCAUCUUCCUGAAAUGACAAAAAUAGGUGACCGGAUGAAUGAGGCUAAGCGAAGUGGUAACAAAUUUGAAUUCUCCAAAGCAUACUCUGAUAUGAUGAUGUACCAGAAGAAGCAUAAUGUUAAUCCACUUCGAGGGUUCUUAGUUCCCUUAGUGCAAGCACCUGUCUUUAUCUCAUUUUUUGUUGCACUUCGGAAGAUGGCUUAUUUGCCAGUUCCCAGCAUGCAGACUGGUGGAACAUUGUGGUUUACUGAUCUCACUAUGGCUGACCCCUAUUAUAUUCUCCCCAUGGCAGUGACUGGCACGAUGUUCGCCAUUAUAGAGCUGGGAGCAGAGACUGGUGUUGACAACCCCAACUUAAAGGCAAUGAAGACAGUCUUUAGAAUCAUGCCAAUUGCCAUUCUACCUUUUACCAUUUCCUUCCCCACAGCCAUUUUCACUUACUGGAUGACUUCCAACGUCUUCUCCCUAGCGCAAGUUAUGCUUCUAAAGUCGCCUGCAGUGCGGAAGAAGUUAAGAAUACCAGAAAGAAUCAAACAUGAUGCAUCUGCUCUUCCAGUACAGGAAGGCUUCUUCAAGAGCUUAAAGACAGGUUGGAAAAAUGCACAGCUUGCUCACCAGCUGGAGGAGAGGGAGCAGAAAAUUAAAAAUCAUUUACAGUUGGCGGCUAAAGGACCACUGAGGCAGACGUUUACCCAGAACCCACUUCAGCAACAUGUGCCCCAAGCUGGACCUACAGGAAAUGCUACAGUUGUGCAAAACAAAACAAAGAAGAGGCCCUGGGAAGAUACAAUAGGCUGAGCAACAGAGUUUUAUGUCUUCAUUACGGACUCCACAUUUUAUGUAUUCACUUCCAAAUCGGAAAUCUCACCAUUGAAGCAUUCGAUGUAGAUCCAUCCUGAACAGCUCGAUUAGGCUACUCCACACCUCUUUUUGGUUUUGUUUUCUCAUCUACAUGUUGGAAACUGGUUUUGGAAAACUGCAAAAUGUCCAAUCUUGGCUUAAUAUGAGGUGAUAGACAGACACCCCUGUUGAAGCUGUCAUACAACAUGCUCUGUGUCAAUAAGUGAGCAGUAAAAAUAUCAGAAUAGAUACAA